AUGAGCGGUCGCAAGAUCGCGGCCGCAACUGUACAGAACCGUACUCAGACGCCGUUUUGGCGAUGGGUGCGCAAUAAGCUGCUCGCUGUAGAUAGGUUACCGAUCACGCCGCCUCCAGGCCUUCCAACAGCUGACGGAAAGGCUGAGUAUCAUAACCCGUUACGGUUCCCCAAAACAAAUCCGCUCGUCCUGGUCCAGCAGAGCAACCAACAUUGCCUGGUGGAAUUCAUCAUAUUAUGUCAGAGAAUUACUAUUACACUAGGUAUGGAUGGUCGUCGAGAGGUGAAGCCACCGAAACCACUCUAUUUAUCGGAUGGACAUCAUGCACAGUUCGGAACGCACACUGGUGAAGUCCUCGCGUAA
Messenger RNA from Ostertagia ostertagi, 363 nucleotides. The record is from the annotation of a GenBank genome assembly. NCBI's taxonomy places the organism in Eukaryota, Metazoa, Nematoda, Chromadorea, Rhabditida, Trichostrongylidae.